This is a messenger RNA of Penicillium argentinense, 1254 nucleotides long. RefSeq names its product phosphoglycerate kinase pgkA (gene pgkA). Gene Ontology annotation, cellular component: cytosol. The record is from RefSeq and is a predicted model, not a curated record. Lineage: Eukaryota; Fungi; Ascomycota; Eurotiomycetes; Eurotiales; Aspergillaceae. Bases 1 to 1254 code for a protein of 417 amino acids. Gene Ontology annotation, molecular function: phosphoglycerate kinase activity; ATP binding; ADP binding. The transcript is spliced from 2 exons. Gene Ontology annotation, biological process: glycolytic process; gluconeogenesis.
AUGUCUCUCUCUAGCAAGCUCCCCAUCACCGACGUCGACCUCAAGGACAAGCGUGUCCUGAUCCGGGUCGACUUCAACGUCCCUCUCGAUGACAACAAGAACGUCACCAACCCUCAGCGCAUCGUCGGUGCUCUGCCCACCAUCCAGUACGCCAUCGACAAUGGCGCCAAGGCCGUCGUCCUGAUGUCCCACCUCGGUCGUCCCGACGGCAAGCCCAACACCAAGUACAGUCUGAAGCCCGUUGUCCCCGUACUUGAGAAGCUGCUGGGCAAGAGUGUCAUCUUCACCGAGGACUGCGUUGGUCCCCAGGUUGAGGAGACCGUCAACAAGGCCACUGGUGGCCAGGUCGUCCUGCUGGAGAAUCUGCGCUUCCAUGCCGAGGAGGAGGGUAGCUCCAAAGACGCCGAGGGCAAGAAGGUCAAGGCCGACAAGGAGAAGGUCGCCGAGUUCCGCAAGGGCCUGACUGCCCUGGGUGACGUCUACGUCAACGAUGCCUUCGGCACUGCCCACCGUGCCCACAGCUCCAUGGUCGGCUGUGAGCUGCCCCAGAAGGCGGCCGGUUUCCUCGUCAAGAAGGAGCUGGAGUACUUCGCCAAGGCUCUGGAGAACCCCCAGCGCCCUUUCCUCGCCAUCCUGGGUGGCUCCAAGGUCUCUGACAAGAUCCAGCUGAUUGAUAACCUUCUGCCCAAGGUCAACAGCCUGAUCAUCACCGGUGGCAUGGCCUUCACCUUCAAGAAGACCCUUGAGAACGUCAAGAUCGGCAGCUCCCUCUUCGACGAGGCCGGCAGCAAGAUCGUCGGUGACAUCGUCGAGAAGGCUAAGAAGAACAACGUCCAGAUCAUCUUGCCCGUUGACUACAUCACCGCCGACAAGUUCGCCGAGGACGCCAACGUUGGCUCCGCCACCGACGAGUCCGGCAUCCCCGACGGCUCUCUGGGUCUGGACGUUGGUCCCAAGACCCAGGAGCUGUACAAGAAGGCCAUUGCCGAGUCCAAGACCAUCCUCUGGAACGGACCCGCUGGUGUCUUCGAGUUCCCCAACUUUGCCUCCGGUACCAAGGCCACCCUCGACGCUGCCGUCGACGCCGUCAAGUCUGGCGCUACCGUUAUCGUCGGCGGUGGUGACACCGCUACCGCCGCUGCCAAGUUCGGCGCUGAGGACAAACUGUCCCACGUCUCCACCGGUGGUGGUGCUUCCCUGGAGCUCCUUGAGGGCAAGGAGCUGCCUGGUGUUGCUGCUCUGUCCAGUAAGUAA